ACGGGCGCGGAACGGCAUGGCCACUCGCUAGCUCCCGUGUGCGGCGGCGCGAUCGAUACGCUUUUCCCCCCGACCGUACUGCACCUGCCGAGGGCUUACCGCGCGCGACCGAACCCAGAUAUCAAACAAAACCUAUCAGAUAAAUUAACUACAAACUUCGUUAUUAUUUUUUACUAUUGCGUUGCAAGGUUGCUUCGUCAUAUGUUUUGCUCAAGUCAUAAUAAUAUGUCAAUCUUCGCGUAGUGCGGUGGUACUCUGUAGCGACUAUAGCGCUGAACGAACAACAAAGAAGUGUGAAUCCUUUAAUAGUUCCCUGGACAGUGUGGUGCAGUGAUGGCUUCGAAGGUGUUGGUGCCGGGGCUUCCAUUCACUUCUCUCAAGGUGAAAAAGUCGCCACCUCCGGAACUUGGCGGCAAUGGCUUCUAUGUUGGUAACGGAGACUCUACCUCCAGGAUCGCGCACCUGGAGCACAGCGUCCGAUUCCUCCAGGAGCAGCACCGACAGAUGCUCAAUGGUCUCCACGCUGAAAUUGAAUCACUGAGAGAGAGGAAUAGAGAUCUCCAAUUCCAGCUGAUAUUCAACAAAGAGGCGCCAAAGUCGAGCGCGGGAAACGAGGACGGUGAAAAUGAGGUGACCGGACUGCGGCGCGAGGUGGAACGACUGGAACUCCAGGCAGACGAGGCGCGCGCCGAGGCUGACCUGCUGCGGAGGAAGACCGAGCAACUGCAGGAGAUCAUAGACGCACAGAACUUAAAACUUGAAGAAUUAGAAGGUCAGGGGCAGACUGAAGCGAACGACGGUCGCGCGGCUGAGGAAGUUAGCCGGGCGGAAUUGCGCGCGCGGCUGGGGGAAGCCGAGCGUCUGGUGCGGCGACUGCGCGCGGACGCCGAGCGGCAGCGGAGAGAGGUAGGCGGAGCGGGGGCGGCAGCGAGCGCGGGCGCAGGCGUCACCAACCUGCUGUUCGACAGUGCGGCCGCUCACCACGCGCACUUGCAGUGUAUGAAAAAUUCUUUAAUAAGAGCAAGCGGUAUGGAUCCAUUCGGGUUUCAAAGUUACCAGUACACUCAUCUGCACACGCCUGACUUCUGGAGAGAGCCUCUGCGAGACAGGGAGUAUAACACGGGGGCACGCGGCAGACACAGGAGGCCCAACACCUUGCCCGAAUUGUCAGCUGUCGGCCAACAGAUACGCUCAACUGGAUAUGCAAAUCAUUCACGGGGUCGAGGAUAUCCAGAAAGAUUGAAAAGGGCUCAAACAAUAAAUGGAGAACCUCGUAGCGGAAAAACUCCUGUCGAAUCAUCAGCUACCACCCCUCUAGAAACAUUUAAUACAAUAUCUUUAAAGAGAACGAAGGAAAAUAUUGACCAAGUUUUGAACACGUACCCAGAGCUAAAGAUUGUGGUGACUAAGUACAUACCACACGGAAACGUAGGUGCAUCAACAUCAACAUCGGCAGAGACGCGGUCGCGGGCGCGCCGAACGCAUCGCAAGCCCACCGUGGACGCCGAACAGACAUAGCCCCGUCCUCGCGUGUAGAGAUACUAGCGCCCUCUGUACUACCGCGCCCUCAGGCCUCUACUUAUUUAGUAUUGCAACGUUUGCAGUAAGCGAUAACCUAAAGGUGCGUACAGAUUGGUGCAACGUAGCAUGAAAUAUAUCAUGCAAUAAUAGAAUUCGCUGUACAUAAUGCUAUAUCAUGAAAGGUAGCACUUUUUGUAACAAUUUCUCAUAGUUGGGAAUUCUUGUAUGCGCAAGAUGAGCAUUUCACGCGCACGUUAUGUAUAACAAGCCACGUGCGGAGCGACCCGUGAUUUGUCGGUUUUUCGAACGAUCACAAAGAACGCGCGCUGCAGCAGCGUACGGUCGUUUCGGAAAUCAACACAUGCGCGCAACGAACAGGGAGGGAAAAAAGGACACUGCGUGUAGUGGAGGAGAGAAUAGAUGAGCGAGGGAUAGGUGCGUUCAGAGUUCGUGAAAAUUUGCGUAAUCGCGCAAAAUGAACUAUUUAAAAAACAUCUUAAGCGAGACGCGCGGUCGGAAAUCGCAAAGUUGAUGUCAAUGAUAGAAGGAAAAUGGAAUAACAAAAUUAUUAGUCUCUCUCUUCAUAAAUUCGUCGCGAAAACUAGAAGGAAAGAAAUCAAACGUAUUGGCGGCAGAAUGGCGGAAACGAACGUACUGGAGGUUACGUUGUGAAUAUGCGUCCACGCUUGCAGCGAUCGUGCAAUGCAAGGUAAAAUGAUACAUUCAUGUUACGUUUCUCCAGUCUGUACGAACCUUUAUAAACGCCCAAUAUUAUAUUGUCUUAGGCAGUCGAGACAUAUUCACGGUUUUAUUAUUAUGCUAUUUGAUAUUAUAUUUAUUUCGGUAUAUUAAGUUGUUGAUAUAACGAAUAAUAUACUGCGCUUGUUGCGCCUCACUCAUUGUUGGAAUAUUAGGUACCUAUAGUUUCAUUUAAUUUUUAGAAGUUGAAUCCUGCAAAUAUACGCCAUUUUGUACUUAACCAACUUUGUUGACAUUUAUUACGACAUUUAAUGUUUUUGUAAUUAUUCUGGCGCGUUGAAGUUAUAAGGUACCUAGCUACCUACCUAUAGAUACUAAUUAGUCUAAGGAAUGCUUUUAGUCUAAAUGUAGAUAGAAAAACAACCUAACUAAAAUUAAAAAGUUAGGUCGAAUGAAGUUGUUUUUGAAAUUUUAAUAUUUUACUAAGAUGUGCUAACCGUACAUAUAAGAACGUCCACCAAUAAUAGCAUUCCUCAAAAUGUUUAGUAAGCAUUUUUGUACUAUUCAUAAACCAAACGAAGAAUAAAUCGACAAAUGAUUAUUAAUUAAGAUAUUUCCUACUCGUAUUAUGUCAAUUUAGCAAGUGUACUGAUAUACUGAAAGACAGCUGAUGCAAUUUGAACAUUGUCUAUACUAAGCCCAUCGAGAAGAGAUAAAAAAUGUAAACAAACGGACCGUUACUGAGUUAUAUUGUCACAAAUACGGCUGAUUCGGACUCUUCCGACGUAUAAUCUUUGUCUAGUACAGACGACAGCUAUUAGAAUAGGGAUUCCAUAAUUUGUAUAUAAUCUAUUUAAAUUAAAAUGGUUUGAAGCCCUGAUACAUUGUUUACAUUAUUUAUCUUGUCUCGUUGACCUUACUAUUUAUUGGUAUAUUUAAUUUGUCAUCGCUGUGAUAUGGCCACUGACCUCUACUAUUUAUCUGGCGGCUGUCAAAGUGAUUUUGUGCCUUUUUGAUAUUCGCCAUUUUGGAGCUGAUGGCCAUAUAACGAGAGUCUGGUGCGACCUGUCAGUCAGUCUGGAUGAUCGCGGUGCUAAAACUAGUGAUAACAACCUUAGCUAAACAAAAAUCGAUAGGAAAACGAUUUAAGUACAAAAAAAUGUGUACUUUAUCACGUUGAUUCCUGAAGUAUAAAUAACACGGAAAACGACCGAAAUUAAUUCAAAAUGCAAUAAUACUUUAGAGUACUAUACGAUUCUCUCGCAGCCAUUUGUAUUAUACGUCAAAAUUAGUUCUUUGGCCGCUCGCGAGUGGCGCUUCAAAUUGGAACAAAAUAUUUGCUGUCAAACAUAAGGAACAGCCUGUCCAGUGGUAUUUAUACAGGUCAGUGGAUAUGGCAGUCAAUAACUUGUAUAACACGUGCCUAUAUAAGCAAUAUAUAACCGAUGUAGCUGCCUUAAUAUAUCUUGGAGCUGUAGCCAUGAACAAUGUUUAGACAAUGGACAAAUCUUGAAAUUUUAACAAAAGAAAGGUAUUGGUGUUAAUAAAAGAGAAUCUAGUUGCAAAAUAGUUAUAACAUCUACUGCAAUCGAGUACCUACCGCAAUGUAACGACUAAAUCAAUUUAAAUUUUUGUUUAAACAGUGUUCAUUGGCAGCUCUGGAAUUGAAGAUAUAUCUUUAUAGAAUAGUGUUUUGAAUUUUUUAAUAAUCAACACAUUUUUGUAUAGUAGGUUGACAAUUUACACGUUUUUCGGAUAUGACAUUAGAAUAAUACCUGUAAUAUGAAAUGCGUUUCAUUCUCCGGCCAUAUUGAUUUUCAUCUUCUUUGCGAGCGAUUAUCAUGGUUAUUUGCACCUUGGAUGCAGCAGUUCCAACCACGAUGUUCCCUUUCUACCAGGACUCCAUUGCCUUCUUGAUGAGUUGUAGCAGCUGGUACUUAUCAUGUCGUAUGAUAUGAACAAAGUCCUCCUCCUCUUCGCGUCGGUUUCCUCAGUGCUCAUCUCGACAGAGUACUUUUUUGCGUAUUAUUUGCCGCCAUCUGCCCCUGUCGGAAGCAGAGUGUAAAGCGUCGUGGACAGUGGUUUCAAGGGCAGUGCGAAUCUGAUCGGUCCAUCGCAUGGGGCUCCUUCCUCUUGGUCUUCUUCCCUCCACCUUCCCUGUUACCAUCAGUCUCUCCAGGUUGUCUUCAUCCCUUCUGGCGACGUGACCGAAGUAUUCUAGGACCCUACGCAAGCUGAUGGUAGAGAGCCUAGUCACAAUGCCCAGCUGUGUCAGGAUCGACACAUUAGUUCGUGGUGCUGUCCACGGUAUGCCCAACAUCCUUCUCCAGCACCAUAUUUCGAAAGCAUCGAUUCGUUUUCGGUCGGCUUUCUUUAAAGUGCAUGUUUCAGCGCCAUAUAUGAAAAUGGAAAACACCAGUGAUCGCACAAGAUUGGUCUUGGUUUUUAUGCUGAUGGUUCUACUCUUCCAUAUUUUCUCUAAUUGUGACAUGGCGCCUUUUGCCAUGCCGAUCCUACGACGAACCUCGCAAGAACCAUCGUUGCAGAUUUCAGAGCCCAGGUAUUUGAAUCUGUUGACCAUUUCUAAUUGUAGUCUUCCGGUAAGCUCCAACCUGCCAGACCGAUCCACAACCAUAACCUUAGUUUUAGACUUGUUUAUAGCGAGACCCAGCUCAGCGCUGACGCUCUCCUUCCUGCUGAACAAAGUAGCAGCUUCCAUUUCUUAAUAAGCUCUUUUUUCUUCCUUUCUCUCCUUCCUUUUCUUCGCUUUACGGCACCACCUUAAUCCUGCUAAAUAAGAUAUUCUCUAACUACCCUUUGGUGAUGGUUUAUUGUGGAUAUUAAGAAAGCACUACCUAUUGUAAACAUUAGUUCAUUAGGUAAUGUCUUUCAGUUUUGAUACUUUACCAAAUAUUUUUGAAAAUAUUUAUAGAAGUGGCUCAUCCGAUGUUUAGUGAGUAACGCUAAUUACAUAUUCUUUGGUAACGCUGCCAAUACCAUUGAAUGUUAUAAUGUGCUCAAUAGAUGGCUUAGAGAAUGUAACAUAUAUUCAUUCCAAUAAUUAGAUUUAAUUGUCUAGUACUGCCAUUUUUAAUAAAUUUUAUUAUUAAACGUGAAACUGUGACGGACAAAUUUGGUGCCUUUACAUGGCUAUUAAUCGUUAAUUCAUGGCAGAUUUUUCAUUUAGAUCUGAUGAAAUCUUUUAACUUCUUUCUUAGCAUAGAAAUUUACAGGUGAAGUAUAUGGUUAAGGUGAUUAAACAUAUAUAUAAUACUUACAUCCAUUUUGAGUCUGCUUACCUCUUGUUGUAAGUUACACAUUUACUAACUAUAAUAUACGAGUCUUGGCAAGGGCGGCAGAAUCUUUUUUGGGCACUUUGGGCUGCCAGCGCUUGGGUUACCUAGUGGUAACUGGUAAUAGGGCAAUAGCCCUAUUGAGGCCCGUAGAUAAUACGUACUUUGUACAUUAUUCCACGGGCAAAGUGUCUCGACACCAAACGGCACAAAGAUGUAAGACUCACUUAUAUACAGACCGACAACCCAUAUCCGCCCUUGCGAGACGAUUUUGUAAUACAAUAGCCGUGGUGUGUUUUCAAAUAUGCCCUAAUAAGUUUAAUAAUUUGCAAAAAUAAUUUAAAUCCCACAUUGCACUGUAUUUGUGAGAGUAUAAUAUACACAAAUGCUAUAUAUACCCUUACUGCAUUGUAAUCUAAACAUAUAUAGCGGAUAAUUACUCAGAAAUAUAUUAUAUUUAUUGCA
Messenger RNA from Leptidea sinapis, 5978 nucleotides. RefSeq lists its product as uncharacterized. Lineage: Eukaryota; Metazoa; Arthropoda; Insecta; Lepidoptera; Pieridae. The record is from RefSeq and is a predicted model, not a curated record. The transcript has 10 exons. The coding region runs from base 334 to 1518 and encodes 394 amino acids.